Molecule: messenger RNA, 1502 nt
Organism: Hypoxylon fragiforme
Lineage: Eukaryota; Fungi; Ascomycota; Sordariomycetes; Xylariales; Hypoxylaceae
Product: protein precursor
Exons: 1
Coding region: 470-841 (123 amino acids)
Source: RefSeq, a predicted model, not a curated record
GGGCAUUGCAUAGUAGAGUCUAGACAGAGUGUCGUCAGUCCCAAUCUGCAUGUAAGACCAUACGAUCCACUCUUUCCACUAACAACUUCAUAACUUCUACAUACGAAGUAGUGCUGUGAACAAGCCCGUCCCAUCCGAUGGCCUAACCACUAUAUUCUAUUCUAUUGUUCAACCAUUUGCAAAUCUGCUUCAUUCACUCUGUUAUUUUGUUCUGUCUUGACUUUUCUUUUUCCUUCGUCUUCUUUUUGACCCUUCUCUACCUAUCUAAACGUUUCCUUAUACUCGUAAAGUCCCAAAUUCAACCGGUUACUCAAUCUGCACACGCCUUUAAACUACUUGGGUUGCCUCAAUCCAAUUCAAUCAGUACAUCAAAUCACCCCACAUACCAAAAAGCCAACGCGGCCGAAUUCGAGAGAAACCUAUAAAAAAAAGGAGAAAAAAAAAGGAAACACAGCCCAAUAAAACAAAAAUGACAUACCUUCUCUACUCCAUAACCUUCCUCGUCCUCGUGACCGGCACGAUCCUCUACCUGACCCGGUACCACUGGCUGCACCUCUUCCCGGGCUCCGAGCACCUGUACGCGCGGCUGCCCGGCACUUUCGCAGGUGACAUCGAGGCGGGCCUCUCGAGCAGCACCUUCGACCUCGGCGCCAACGUCAGCGGCGGCGACGGCCGCGCCGGCCUCGACGACGCCGCCAAGGCACAGAUCCUCGCCAUCAUGAAGAAGCGCCGCCUGCGCUUCGACGAGGCCCGCCGCGUCUACAUGGAGCAGCGCUUCAGCGCAAACGGCAUCGCCGCCGACGGCAGGCCCAAGGACCCCAAGUUCGUCAGCUUCUCGUGAGAUCCUCAUAUAUCCAGCCGCGCGGAACUGUCCAGUGUUGCGCUGUGGCUGGUUGGUUGGUUGAGGGGGGUGGAUUGCGCUUCGCGCGCGCGCGCGUGUGUGUGAAUAAGUGUCCGGUUGGGACGUGUAUGUAAUGGAAUUUUGUUUUGUUUUUUAUUAUCGGACACCUUCAGGUACGAGGGAGCGGGUUGGCAGGCAGGCGGAAGAGGCUUUCUACGGACCGACCUAUGUUCUUUACUACAACAAACCCACAUCAUUUUCCUUUAGUUUUGUCGCGGCAACGGACAACGGACAACGGCGUUUACGGAUGGUAUCGCAAUCUGCGUUGGCGGGCAUCGGUAAGUGUAAUACCCUAGGAGAAGAGAGGAGAGGAGAGGAGAUCCCGGCAUCUUGGUAUUACUGAGCAGUUGUACGGAGAGUGUCGUUGUUUGUGUUAGGUACACCAUGCACAACAACAACAGCAACCACAAAGGGGAACGGGGCCUGAUUAGGGUACUCGAGAAUUACUUGGUAUCUACAUACCUAGGUAGAUAUCUAGUCGCUACGCGCGGCUACGGAGGGCGGUUGGUAAUGCGUCGGUUAAAUUUACAGUCGAUACCUACAGCAACAACAAGCAAGCAGUUUUCCUAACUCAAUGAAUGGAUAAAUCAUAUACCCUGAA